GCACAGCGGCGCCGCCACCGCCGGCAGCGCCGGCGCCGCGGACACCCCCCUCCACGCCUCGGCCAUGUUGGCGCUCUUCCAGAUUGCGGGCAUCCACGCGGCCUCCGAGGCGCGCGGCGCGCCGCCGCCGCGGCCGCUGCUGCACACGCGCGUCUCGCGCUACGCCGGCUGGUGGCUGCGGCACCGGAACUUCUUCAAGCGCGCGUACGAAAUGCACGACCCCUCCGGCGCGGCGCGCGCCGCGUGCGGGCCGGCGGACCAUUCGGCGCCGACGGCGCUGCCGCACGGCAUUUUGUUGGUCAAAGAGGGCGCGACGCCGGAGGAAACGGUGGGCAGCGGGGGCGGGGCGGGGGUCCUGAGUCGCAGGGGUUGCGGGGAAGCUGCGGGGGUGGUGGUGGGUUGCGCCCUGUGCUCUGCUGUGGGCACCAGGGUGUAG
Molecule: messenger RNA, 436 nt
Organism: Monoraphidium neglectum
Lineage: Eukaryota; Viridiplantae; Chlorophyta; Chlorophyceae; Sphaeropleales; Selenastraceae
Exons: 1
Source: RefSeq, a predicted model, not a curated record